ACCACAGUCCAAAACAAAUGACUGGACAAUUUUGUUUAUGCCCGGGCUCGAACUUUGUACUGCCAGUGUGACAGUUUGACUUGCGUGACAACAAACUCCACCGUAGAGUGGCGUAGACAAUUCUGUGCCACCGGCGAUCUCGAAGUACGCUUGAACUAAGAUCAUUAUCAGCAUUGGAGUCGGCUCCAUCUCCAGCUCCGGACCCAAGAGUCUAGGGUUUUGGAGCAUAACAUGGCACCAUCAACGAGUACGGCACUCAAGCUUGAAAAUUUUGUCGAAUCUUUGGAUUUUGCCUCCUUGUUUGGAGGACGGUGGAAGCUAUGGCAGUUUCCGAAAUUCUCCGUACUAGAUGCGUCGUGCUAAUUUUCAAGUAUGGGUGGAAUUGCACUGCAAAUGAGGAGAUUUUCAACUAAUAGUUUUCGCUUGGGAAGAUGAAUCGUGCAAGAGCAGGAAGUUGCAUUCAUGCGCCUAUCUACAUAGAGUCUAGUGAUUCCUCACUUGUGGUUUUGAAUGAGCACUCUGCUUUGACCGGCCUGACUGCAGAAAGCGCUGUUCAUGGAGUUGUCAACCAGGAAGCUCAGGAAUAUUUGGAAGGUGUUGUGAAUAGCUACAGUAAUGCAACUAUGACGUUCAAGACUACAGCUGAUAAUGGUGACAAUGGAGAAACUGUCCCUAUCCAGACUAUUCAAGUACCUAUUGCUGGGGAUUUAACAAGCAAUGACGAGUUGGCUCUGAGAGCAUCUCAACAGCUAUCAAUUGGCGGACGUGGAUGCGCAAAUAAUAUGCUCAAUGAACCUCUAGAUUUCCAAGUGCAAAGUCAUGGUGUUUGUUUGCCAGAAGAUGCUGGCACUGGUGGAGUUCGGCAUUCACCGAGGAAACGUAAUCAGGUUAAUUACUAUGAAGGACCAGCGAGAUCUGCUAAAAAGGUGCCAAGGAAUGCAAGCGAAAAGCCUUGCAGCGGUGGGCAGAUGAAGAAGAAGUUUACAAGUCUAAGGAUCCGAGCAUCCUUCUAUCCCUAGUGACGAGGUUUUGGAUUCAGAAAGAAGGGCAAGAAACAAGGCCUUAAUUUCUUUCUCACUAGAUUCUCUCUUCUGUGUCCCGUUAGCUUUACCUCAUGUUUGUUUUGUAACGAGUCCAGGAUGCUAGAUUGUGUAUGCAACUUUUACAUACAAUGUAACAUUUGAACAACCUUCUAAGUUUUUUUUUUUUUGGGAAAGCAGAAACUUUAUUUGAAGAGGCUCAGUAUUCUGACAUACUGUUGGAUGUUUUUCUCUAACUUGUUGAUGUGGAGGAAGAAUCAUGUAGGGUUUGUCCUUUGCUGGGACGUCAUUUACAUGUUUGGAGUCAGGAGUAUAACUGGAGCAUUUGCAUGCCGUAGAUAAGCACUGUAGACGGUGCUGUCCCUCUAGUUGCUUCCAUUCCUCCUUUUUUCUGGUUUGGCUUGUCUAACCAGUCGCGGGCUUCUUUGAAGUUAGCUCAAUCUAAUCCGUAGAUCUUAUUAAUUGUUAGAUCCCAGUUCUUGGAAGCAAGAUCUUUUUCCUUUUCCAUUUUGUGAAAAUCAUGUUUUGAAGUUUGCACCCCAUUUAAUUUGCAUUUGGUAAGCCAUGUCAAAGCUGGCUUUUUGUAGUGAUUUCCAUGUUUCCUUGGCUUGAAAAUUUAUGUAAAGGUAUGAAGCUUGAAAAUGAUGUUGACUAAAAAUAUACCUUUAACGUAGUAUCAAUUUUCUUGCCUUGCUGUGGAGGCUGGAUUAAGGAUUAAGAACAAAAGGGAGAGAGAGGUCCUUUUUCCCUCUUUCAGAACAAGAUGGAGGCAGAUUUGAUUAAUGGUGGCUUUAACUUUUUACAAAUAAUGUUUUUAGUGUUGGUAAUCUAUCGUUUUUAUGUUGCGGGUAAGUGUUUCUGCUAGUUUUUGCUUGAUCUGUUACUGUUAGUGAUUAAUCUCAUCGCUGUUAAUGAUGCCACGUCCGUUAAUAAUUACAAUUUGAAUACAACUACUGAUUCUUCAUCUCAACCAAUUGCGAAGAGCAAAUGACUGACAGGAAGAAUUCAUCUAGGCAAGGAACAACCUAAUACAGCCCCCACUCAGCAGCAGCAGCAGCAGCAGCAGGAACUCCAACAACCCACCGUCACCACCGUCAACUCCAACAAAAGUUAAUCCAUCCACUCCACUCCACCGUCACCUUGCUACAGUGUGAAGAUGGACGCUUCCUCCUCCGAGCAGAACUCUGCGAACCAGCAAUCAUUUCAACAGCCACACUCCGGUCAACUCCAACAACCCACCGUCACAGACACCCCUCCUUUAACAAAUCAUCUCUCCUGCCCGAACACCUUACCUCCACCCCGGCCACCCCCGUAUCCAAAGUCUUUCAAAGACCAACUCUUAAACUCAUUACAGAUUGAGUUUAAUACCCCGCACCCUGUCGAAGCAACAAAUGUCAACCCCUCCCUUGCUGCAAACAUCUCAAACCAUAUGUCUACUGACGCUGGCUCUAAUACACUAUCCAUAUACUUUCCCGACUCACUCUGAGAAAGAUUUAGGACUCCUUGGAAUCUUACCCUCAUAGUGAAACCUUUGGGGAAAAGUCUGUGUUUCAAGUAUUUUGAUCUAAGCAUUAGGCGCAUCUGGAAAACUGCAGGCCCAUUCUCAACACUGGAUCUCGGUAGAGACUACUUUGCAACCAAAUUUUCAAAUCCGGAGAACUAUCAUAAAAUACUAACUGGGGGACCAUGGUUCAUCAACAAAACCUUCAUCACCAUCAGAAAGUGAUGCCCGUUUUUCAACGCUUUGGAAGCUACAUCAAUGACCACAACCCUUUGGAUCCGACUCCCAGGCCUUCCUCUCGAAUUCUAUGAUGCAGAAGCUCUCAGCCUCAUUGGUAACAAGAUUGGCAAAUUAAUCAAGAUUGAUGCUAUAACAGCAAACACCGAAAGAGGAUGGUUUGCUAGAUUAUGUGUAGAUUAUGCAUCGAAGUGGAUCUUACUGAUCCCAUACCCACAACCAUUGUGUUGGAUAGUUACAUCCAACCGAUUCUAGUAGAAAGCUUAUCCUUUUGUUCCUGUUGUGGCAAAUUGGGCCAUGACCAAGCCUACUGCACAAAACUUCCCCUACUACAAGCUGCGACACCGGCAAAGUCAUAAGGACCGGGACCAUGGUCACACAUUCCGACCAAAUCCAGGAGAACAGCUCUGGGAAACAAACAUCACCCACCAUCUCGGGCUAUUUCUUUCAAAUUCAAACCACCUCUUAAAGGCCAAGACUCCUGGUCAACCCUGCCAUAAUAAUUUUAAUGCGGCCCUUUUGUCAAAUCCUAAAGUCAGAACUUCUUGGAAGAAGAAACCUUUUCUCUCAGAUAAGAGGGACCCAAACCCUUUUUCACCUCUCAAGUAGGUCUUAGACCUAGAUGCUUUUUCUCCAACCCCCAAUAAAUCUAGGGAAAAUUGCAGAAACCUCCCCUGAAACUACUGACAGUUGCACUGAGCUCCCCUCUAAGUUCUGAAAUGGCAGAUAGCACCCCUCAACAGGAACAUUAAGUUGCAAAAUCAGUCCAGGCAGCUUCAAUUCCCAUUAAAAAAUUAGCUGUACAAGUGAGAUAAAAAAUUUGUUCCAAAUUUGCCCUGAUGUUGGUUGACAAGUAGUAUUAACAAGGGAGGGGCUUUUUCAUUAAGCACAAGGAAGUUCAGGGGGUAUAAAUGCAACAACAUGCUUCCAGAUGAUGACCUGCAACAACUUCAUUUGCUGAGAAACCAACGGCUACUUAACGGCUAAUUGAUGUAACUAAGGCACUAGCUUAUAAACGAUGGUCAGUAGCAAAAUGAAUACCAGAAUCUGGACUCAUGUAUGCAUCAGCAAUUUUCCAGC
Messenger RNA from Coffea arabica (coffee), 3858 nucleotides. RefSeq lists its product as uncharacterized. NCBI's taxonomy places the organism in Eukaryota, Viridiplantae, Streptophyta, Magnoliopsida, Gentianales, Rubiaceae. The record is from RefSeq and is a predicted model, not a curated record.